AUGGAUAAGAUUAGAGAGAAACUCAGCAACCUGAAACUCGAGGCCGAAAGCUGGCAAGAGAAGUACGAGGAGGUCAAGGAGCAGUUGAAGCAACUGGAGCAGGAAAACACGGAAAAGGAAAACCAGAUCAAGUCGCUCAGAACCAAAAACCAGAAUUUGGAAGACGAAGUGGAAAAAUUGGAAUCCGAGCUUUCAGAACACAAGCAAUUGUCCGAGGACUCGCACAACCUGCGCUCGCACAAUGAGAACUUCACCAAGAAGAACCAGCAGCUCGAGGAAGAGCUUGAGGAGAGCGAUUCCAAGCUCAAGGAAACCACGGACAAGCUGCGUGAGACGGACCUCAAGGCCGAGGGUCUCGAGCGCAAGGUCGUGUCUCUAGAGCAGGAGCGUGACGACUGGGAGAAGAAAUACGAGGAGCUCACCUCCAAGUACGACGAGGCCAAGAAGGAACUCGACGAAAUCGCCGCUUCGCUUGAAAAUUUAUGA
Messenger RNA from Lachancea meyersii CBS 8951, 486 nucleotides. NCBI's taxonomy places the organism in Eukaryota, Fungi, Ascomycota, Saccharomycetes, Saccharomycetales, Saccharomycetaceae. The record is from the annotation of a GenBank genome assembly.